This is a messenger RNA of Penicillium bovifimosum, 279 nucleotides long. RefSeq names its product Ish1 domain-containing protein. NCBI's taxonomy places the organism in Eukaryota, Fungi, Ascomycota, Eurotiomycetes, Eurotiales, Aspergillaceae. The record is from RefSeq and is a predicted model, not a curated record. Bases 1 to 279 code for a protein of 92 amino acids. The transcript has 4 exons.
AUGCCGACCGCUUUAGAUAAAGCAUUGAACUCCAAGGAUUCGUGUAUAGGAUUUGCAGGAAUGGUCACUGCAGUGGCAGCAUAUUCUAUCCUAGGCAGCGAUGUUCUUCCCGCGCAGGCAGAUCCGACUGGAGAUCCCGAGAACUGGACAGUGGAUGAGAUGAAGAGAUGGCUUCGUGCGAGGGGUCUUUUGCCAAGUGAGAAUGCGACGCGUGGAGAACUGCUCGAAAGAGUCAAAGCGAACCUCCGGAUACCGCGCAAGACAUCCGCUGCGGCAUAA